AUGGCACAAGCAAUGUUUCAUACAAAAAAUAUGAUUAAUAAACAAUCAAAAACUUUGACUAAUGAACGUCAACGUGCAAUGACAAUAGAUUCAUCAUUAACAACCGAUCAUCUAUUGCCAACACAAUCUAAACAACGAUCAAAUUCAUUUUCGAAUACUUUACAUCAAGUCGUCAAUUUCGUACAUCGAAAAUUAUCACGUACAGAUAUUGAAGAAAAACAACCAUUUAUUGAUUCAUAA
Molecule: messenger RNA, 240 nt
Organism: Adineta steineri
Lineage: Eukaryota; Metazoa; Rotifera; Eurotatoria; Adinetida; Adinetidae
Source: the annotation of a GenBank genome assembly